AUGUGUCCUUACAAGUGCUUAAUAUUUCUCAUAAUAAGUGUAAUAUACACAUGUGUUGAAGCUCAAUUUAAUGAUCUGGCCUCUAAUCAAUUAUAUUCCCAGCCUUUACGAGUUGCGACACCCAAACUUGAUAACCUAUACUUGAUGCAGAAUAAGUUACAACAAAGGAAUCAACAAUUUUUACAACCGUUUUUGCAACAACUUCAACAACAGGAAAAAGUGAAGAUUCAAUUGUUUUACGAGUGUUUGUGCCCCGACUGCAGGGUUUUCGACACUCAACAAUUUGCUCCGACUGUAAAGAAACUGGGCAAUCAUCUCGACGUACAUAUUUAUCCAUAUGGAAAUGCUAGAACAAUUAUUCAUGCUGGUGGUAAAAUCGAAGUCAUUUGCCAACAUGGUCCCGCCGAAUGCUACGGCAAUAUGUUACAUGCGUGCGCAAUCGACUUUCUGGGCAAUAUUACACUAGCCGUGGAGUUCAAUACUUGUAUGAUGAGCUUCGACCAGAAUAAUAAAGGAUCUGAUAAUGAAGCUGCUGAUAAGUGCGGCAGACUAAUGAAUAUAGAUUCAGGUCCAAUUAAGCAUUGUGCCAUUAGUCGACGAGGAUUAAUGCUCCUUAAAAAUUAUGGUGAUGAAAGCAAAAAAGUUGGUUUUAGUUCUGUGCCAUUCAUUCUUAUGAACGGGAACCAGUAUAGCGGUGACAAUUUCCUGCGAGAUGUCUGUGACAUUUUUAGAAAUCCACCAUCGGAAUGCAACGAAUAA
Molecule: messenger RNA, 759 nt
Organism: Arctia plantaginis
Lineage: Eukaryota; Metazoa; Arthropoda; Insecta; Lepidoptera; Erebidae
Source: the annotation of a GenBank genome assembly